Molecule: messenger RNA, 750 nt
Organism: Fomitiporia mediterranea MF3/22
Lineage: Eukaryota; Fungi; Basidiomycota; Agaricomycetes; Hymenochaetales; Hymenochaetaceae
Product: ribosomal protein L5
Exons: 4
Coding region: 16-546 (176 amino acids)
Biological process (GO): translation
Cellular component (GO): ribosome; cytosolic large ribosomal subunit
Molecular function (GO): structural constituent of ribosome; RNA binding
Source: RefSeq, a predicted model, not a curated record
GACCAUCUCGACGACAUGGCUGCACAACCCAAGGCCGUUAAUCCUAUGAAAGAGCUGCGUAUCAGCAAGCUCGUCAUCAACAUCUCAGUUGGCGAGUCUGGCGAUCGUCUGACCCGUGCGUCAAAAGUCUUGGAGCAGCUGACUGGUCAGACACCAGUAACUUCAAAAGCACGAUACACCGUGCGUACGUUUGGUAUUCGUAGAAACGAAAAGAUCGCCGUACACGUUACAAUCCGUGGGCCAAAAGCAGAGGAAAUUCUCGAGCGAGGCUUGAAGGUUAAGGAAUACGAGUUGCGCCGCAAGAACUUUUCUGCGAUGGGCAACUUUGGUUUUGGUAUUACGGAGCAUAUCGACUUGGGUGCACGUUACGACCCCAACAUCGGUAUCUUCGGUAUGGACUUCUACGUUGUGAUGGGACGCCCGGGUGAUCGUGUUUCAAAGCGAAAGGCGAAGAGGGCACGCAUUGGGUUCCAGCACCGCGUUAAGAGGGAGGACACAAUGGCGUGGUUCAAGACCCGCUAUGAGGGUAUCAUCGUAGCAAAAUAACUGUAUCAUUCCUAGCUAUUAUGAUCUCCUCGCUCUACUCAUAUGUUUCAUGUAUGUGCAUGCUGCCAAAACCAAGCACUUAUACUCUCACAUAUCUAUGUCGGAGCUAUUAUACUAUCAGCUGGGCGCAAGAGUGCUGGCUCGUCAUGUGCUAUUCAUCAUUUCAACUCAGGAAUGUCGGGAUGUCUCCUAUGGUUGCUGUGA